AUGUUCCCUCAUUCACCCAUGUUCCCUCAUUCACCCAUGUUCCCUCAUUCACCCAUGUUCCCUCAUUCACCCAUGUUCCCUCAUUCACCCAUGUUCCCUCAUUCACCCAUGUUCCCUCAUUCACCCAUGUUCCCUCAUUCACCCAUGUUCCCUCAUUCACCCAUGUUCCCUCAUUCACCCAUGUUCCCUCAUUCACCCAUGUUCCCUCAUUCACCCAUGUUCCCUCAUUCACCCAUGUUCCCUCGUUCACCCAUGUUCCCUCAUUCACCCAUGUUCCCUCAUUCACCCAUGUUCCCUCAUUCACCCAUGUUCCCUCAUUCACCCAUGUUCCCUCAUUCACCCAUGUUCCCUCAUUCACCCAUGUUCUCUCAUUCACCCAUGUUCCCUCAUUCACCCAUGUUCCCUCAUUCACCCAUGUUCCCUCAUUCACCCAUGUUCCCUCAUUCACCCAUGUUCCCUCAUUCACCCAUCCAUGUUCCCUCAUUCACCCAUGUUCCCUCAUUCACCCAUGUUCCCUCAUUCACCCAUGUUCACUCAUUCACCCAUGUUCCCUCAUUCACCCAUGUUCACUCAUUCACCCAUGUUCCCUCAUUCACCCAUGUUCACUCAUUCACCCAUGUUCCCUCAUUCAGCCAUGUUCCCUCAUUCACCCAUGUUCCCUCAUUCAGCCAUGUUCCCUCAUUCACCCAUGUUCCCUCAUUCACCCAUGUUCCCUCAUUCACCCAUGUUCCCUCAUUCACCCAUGUUCCCUCAUUCACCCAUGUUCCCUCAUUCACCCAUGUUCCCUCAUUCACCCAUGUUCCCUCAUUCACCCAUGUUCCCUCAUUCACCCAUGUUCCCUCAUUCACCCAUGUUCCCUCAUUCACCCAUGUUCCCUCAUUCACCCAUGUUCCCUCAUUCACCCAUGUUCCCUCAUUCACCCAUGUUCCUCAUUCACCCAUGUUCCCUCAUUCACCCAUGUUCCCUCAUUCACCCAUGUUCCCUCAUUCACCCAUGUUCCCUCAUUCACCCAUGUUCCCUCAUUCACCCAUGUUCCCUCAUUCACCCAUGUUCCCUCAUUCACCCAUGUUCCCUCAUUCACCCAUGUUCCCUCAUUCAGCCAUGUUCACUCAUUCAGCCAUGUUCCCUCAUUCACCCAUCAUGCUCUCCCCGACUCAUUCCCUCACUCCCCCGCCUCUUUCCCUCACUCACAUGGCAGGCUGA
Molecule: messenger RNA, 1203 nt
Organism: Closterium sp. Naga37s-1
Lineage: Eukaryota; Viridiplantae; Streptophyta; Zygnematophyceae; Desmidiales; Closteriaceae
Source: the annotation of a GenBank genome assembly